Messenger RNA from Daldinia caldariorum, 1266 nucleotides. Its product is annotated as Zinc/iron permease. The record is from RefSeq and is a predicted model, not a curated record. Gene Ontology annotation, biological process: zinc ion transmembrane transport. Gene Ontology annotation, molecular function: zinc ion transmembrane transporter activity. Gene Ontology annotation, cellular component: plasma membrane. Bases 1 to 1266 code for a protein of 421 amino acids. NCBI's taxonomy places the organism in Eukaryota, Fungi, Ascomycota, Sordariomycetes, Xylariales, Hypoxylaceae. The transcript is spliced from 6 exons.
AUGUCUAACAAUAUGGGAAGCGCGAAGCCCGUUUGCGGCGGUGGUAAGGAAGUCGGCGAGUACGAUGUUGCUCUACACACAAUUGGACUAUUCCUUGUCCUGGCUGCGUCAUGUUUAGGGGCUGGUUUUCCCGUAGCUGCUAAGAAGAUCAGCUGGUUGAAGGUACCGGAGAAGGUGUUCUUCGCCUGCAAGCACUUCGGAACGGGUGUCCUAAUAGCGACUGCUUUUGUUCAUCUUCUCCCUACAGCCUGGUUCAGUCUUUCAGAUCCAUGCCUUCCCGAUCUCUUCACUGAGCAGUACCCCCCGCUUCCUGGCGUCAUCAUGAUGGCUUCUCUCUUUAUCCUAUUCAUCAUUGAGAUGUGGAUGAACAAUAAAAUGGGUGGGCAUUCUCAUGGUGGUGCCGCUGGCUUUGAGCACCACGCACCCGCACCAGUUGUCGUUCAUCAGGCUCAAGUUCACCACCGCUCGAUGCCAUCUGAUGCGACUAUGGUGGGCUUCGACGCCCAGGACAUUGAAUACGAGAAGAGGAUGGCUGCGGAGGCGAAUGAAAUGAGGCAAAACCCGUACUCCGAAAGCGAGUUUGAUCUUCCCCGAUCCGAAAUGCCCCCGUGGUUUGUCGUUUUCUACGAGCAAUACGUCCGCCAGCGUCUCGAACUCGUCAACAUGAUCAAGGCAUCUGGCGGUAAUGCGCAGAUACAGUCAGAGCCUAAGCAGGAGGUAGUAGUCAGCGAAAAGAGUAUGAUGGACGAAGAGGGUCAGCCGGUUGACCCUCUGGUCUACAGGAGAAUGUCCAUGAACAUUACCUUACUUGAAGGUGGUAUCCUUUUCCACUCUGUUUUCGUCGGAAUGACCGUCUCCAUCACCAUCGACGGCUUCGUUAUCCUUUUGAUCGCUAUCCUUUUCCACCAGAUGUUCGAAGGUCUUGGUUUGGGUUCCCGUAUUGCCGCUGUUCCGUACCCCAAGGGUAGCAUCCGCCCCUGGCUGUUGGUGUUCGCUUUCGGAACAACUGCACCGAUCGGACAGGCUAUCGGUUUGGCUGCGCGUAACACUUACGACCCCAACAGCGCCUUUGGUCUCAUCAUUGUUGGUGUAUUCAACUCUAUUUCUUCCGGUCUUCUGAUCUACGCAGCUCUGGUCGACCUGCUCGCUGAGGACUUCCUUUCGGAGGAGUCCAGCCAGGUUUUGACGAUGAAGCAAAAGAAGAUCGCUUUCAUGUUUGUCAUUCUAGGAGCUAUUGGCAUGUCCAUCGUUGGCGCUUUCGCUUAA